This is a messenger RNA of Drosophila busckii, 3848 nucleotides long. RefSeq lists its product as uncharacterized. The transcript is spliced from 3 exons. Bases 54 to 2963 code for a protein of 969 amino acids. Lineage: Eukaryota; Metazoa; Arthropoda; Insecta; Diptera; Drosophilidae. Gene Ontology annotation, molecular function: metallodipeptidase activity. The record is from RefSeq and is a predicted model, not a curated record. Gene Ontology annotation, biological process: proteolysis.
GCAUUUAAAAUGUGAGUGUGUUAAAUGGCGAAAUAAUGGCGAGUUCUUAGACCAUGACAUCUGGCGAAUGGGACUUACGUGCGCUCAAGGCGCUGGAGGAGGAAGAACAAAAGGAGUUUUUAGCGCUGCGAAAUAGCCAAAAAAAUCUAUUUGAAGCAGCUGCUGCAGCUACAACAGCAACAAGUGCAGCGUCCAAAAAUGUCGACAAUGGUAGGCCAGCGUUUGCCUAUGCUCAACUGCAUCCGCAUCUGCUCAAGCUGCCAACCAUCGAUGAGUGUCGUCGGCAGGCGAAGGCCGCCAGUAGCAGCAGCGCUGCAUGCAGUCCACGUUUGCAAUUAUCACGUGCUUUAUCGCUUUCGGCGCACUCAUUAGCGCCACGUGCUAGCGAAGAUAACACACUGGUGGCAGGAUUUGGUCGCAAACUUAAGGCACGCUUUGGCGGCGCCAGCGCCAAGUCGAGUGGUUCAUUGUCACCAGGCCGCAAUAGCUUCAGAACGCUGCAGCAGCCGGAGCGCAAGAAGCGUCAAGGCAAUGCACAUAGCUUGACGCCACCGCAACUACAGCGCAUUUUGGGCACCAAUAAGACCUUUUGGAAAUAUGGCGCCAACUCUACGGCAGCAUCUAUAGUGGGUCAACGUGCGCGCCUGCAACAGCAACAACAGCGCGGUGAAGUGGAGUGCAAGAUGGAUGAACUGCAUGCGGAGGCGCAGUCGGAUGCAUUUGAUAGUGGCACUGAGACAGGCUCGUGUAGUGUGCCCUUGCCGGCGGCAGACUCCAAUGAGCUGUUGCGCUUGAGCCUCAUGCUAAAUUCUGCCAGCUCCGCUAUCACACUGAAUGCAGGAGCAACAGCCACAGCGGCAACUGGUGGGCCUGGGCCGGGCCGACGCUAUGAACUGCCGAGCGAUGUUGAGGACGAGGAGUUCAAUGGCGAAGCUGUUGCUUACGAAGCGUUUCAGUGGCCCCACAGCUUUGAGCACACUCUCUUCAAAGGCGGCGGCAACAUAACUUUAACAGCGCAAGAGCGCAACAGUCGCGUUCUCUUUAAAUCCAACUCUUUGGAUGCCGCUGCUGGUGUGGGUGGCGCUGUGAGCAGUGAGCAUCCACAGCAACAGAUUAUUGGUCAGCCGCUUGCAAUGACCAUGACAGCGGCCACAAAUCAGCUGGGCGAGCAUCAAACAAACGAGGCUCGUUACCAGCCACGCCAUCGGCCUGUAGCUGACUGCAAUUGGGAAGCAGCAGCAGCAGCAGGAGCAGGAGUGGGAGUCGUAGGAGGCGGGGAACGUGCACAAGUCAAAUAUCAUCAGGAUUUGAGCGCUGCCUGUUAUGGCCACAAUGCAAUGUUAUGUGGCGCCCUAAUUGACGACGAACUGGAGCAACAUAUCAAGCAUUGUUCGUGCUCCUGCAAUCACAUGGGCUACGGCAAUUCAAUGGACUAUCAGACAACGGGCUUUGGCGGCCUGCCAGAUGUCACCGAACACUCGAACAUACGGCAAACGCUUUCCUGCCAGAACUCGAUCUCCAACAGCGACUCGGGCGGCGAGAUAGCGAGCAUACAAAAGUCCAAAGUCUUUGGCAGUGGCAUGGCGGGCGGCGUUGUAGUUGGCAGCGAUAUUGCUGGCAUUGCACUCGAUACCAAAUCACCCACAACGCCCGCUCCAGGAGCUGCGGCCGCCGCGGGCGUAGCUGCCAGCAAGGCAAAGGCAAGAAACGGCAAUGGCGCCGCACACAAGACGCGUCGCGGUUCCUGGCUUAUAGCGCUGACGCUGGUAAGCGCCAUCUGUCUGCUGGCGAUUGCAGCCACGCUGGCUUAUCAACAGUUUUUCAUGUCGCCCAGCCGCAAUUCGCACGCGCAACGUUUGCGCAUUGUGCGGCGUAUUCUGCGUGAGGUGCCGCUGGUCGAUGGACACAAUAAUUUUGCAUGGAAUGUGCGCAAAUAUGCACACAGCAGUCUAGAGCUGGUGCAUCUAAGUCACGAUCUGGAUCACAAGUCCAUUUGGGCGCGUCCAGGCUGGGCGCAAACGGACAUGGAGCGUCUGAAGCAGGGACUAGUUGGCGUGCAAGUUUGGUCAGCCUAUGUGCCCUGUGAGGCUCAGGGUCUGGAUGCAGUGCAGCUGGCCUUGGAACAGAUUGACAUUGUGCGUCGGCUCUCGGACAUGUAUGCCAAAGAGACGGUGCUGGCCACGUCCUCGCAGGACAUACUCGCCACCCAUCGACGUGGGCUGCUCGCCUCGCUUAUUGGCAUUGAGGGAGGUCACACCAUCGGCUCCUCGCUGGGCGUGCUGCGCUCAUUUUAUUCGCUGGGCGCACGCUAUUUGAGUCUGACGCAUCGCUGCGAUGUCUCCUGGGCGGGCUCGAGUGCCACACAGCUGGAGCAGGGAUUGACGCCCUUUGGCAAGGCCAUCGUACGUGAAAUGAAUCGCCUGGGCAUGAUGAUUGAUCUCUCGCACAGCUCCGAUGCCACGGCACGUGAUGUGAUGGAGGUGACACGUGCGCCGGUCAUCUUCUCGCACUCGGCGGCACGCCAGCUGUGCAACUCGUCGCGCAAUGUGCCCGAUGAUAUACUGCGCCUGGUCGCGGAGAAUGGCGGCCUCAUUAUGCUCAGCUUUGAUCCCGAGGAUGUGGCUUGUGGCCGCCAGGCGCGUCUGCAGGAUGUCAUUGAGCAUAUUAAGUAUGUGCGCGCCAUUGCGGGCAUACAGCAUAUUGGGCUGGGUGCGGGCUACGACGGCAUUGAGGCGCCGCCGCAGGGCCUCGAAGAUGUUUCCAAAUACCCCGAGCUGCUGGCUGCUCUGCUGGAAGAUCACAACUGGAGUGAAGAGGAUGUCGCCAUGCUGGCCGGCCGCAACUUCCUACGCAUUAUGGCAGCUGUCGAAACGGUGCGUGAUUAUUGGAAACGUGCGGCCAUACAACCCAUUGAGCAAACCGAGCCCCAACCCAAGACCCAGUGCACCUACAUGUCGUCGUGACCGCAGCGAGCACGACGCGCGGACACUGAGACACGCUCUCAGCAGAAUCAAACUACAACUACAACGACGACGGAACUCUGGCGCCAGCUGCAGCCAGCGAGCGGAGUAAACGAGACGGAAGCGAUUCGCCUGGCAGUGUCAGCUGGAGCGACAGCAACCGCAACAAUGCCAAACACAUUUGCAGCAAGUAAACUUUUGCAGUGAGCUCGUGACUCGCUUCAGCCACGUAAUUGCCAUUUGGCUGCGUCUGUGGGCAGACCGAUGGAAUUGCAUUUGGUUUUAAUAAUCAACGGUUUAAUGGGUAUUAUAGCGUUGUCCUCCCCGCCCCAGAAGUUUUAUAUAUACUUACGCCUCACUUGCUGCAAAUGAAGUCAGCAGCACGUUAAUCAAAAUGCCAAAUACCAUAAUAUAUAGUUUAUUAUACCAUAAGUACGAUUAUAUCGAGUCAUAAGUGCGUCAACAUGGCGUAUACGCAAUGCAUAAAAAUACAUGGAGACAGCCAAGUUCGUAGUCAGUGUAGAGAAAUCUUUUGGUUGCAAUUUUUUUUUAGAUUUUUCGCUAAGUUAAAUAUAUUUAAUCUAAAUUACGGCUGACUACGUUCUUGUCUGCAUACAUCGAAUAUUAAGCUUAGGUUCUAAUAUUAGGCAUAUCAUCAUAUUUUUUUUUCAGCUGGCCUCAUUUUUAUUAUAGUUCAAACUAGAUAAUAAAGUAAACUCAUCCUGGCACCACCGAAAUGAACAGUUAUGAAUUAUUAAAUACCAUAAUUUCUGCCAGGUUAAUGCUCUUUUGUAAAUACAGAAGCAAUCAGCAUUAAUUAUGUAUUGAAAUGCAAUAAUCAUUGCCAAAUAGAGUGCACUUGAAUUAUGAAUAUUUUUAUAAUGAAUU